AUGCUUGAAGGUUGGCCGCGCGUGCUUGCGCUGCUGCGGCUGGCGUUCCGCCUAAAGCUGGAUGACGGAGGGGCAGAAUAUCCAAGAGAAAAAUGGACGUCUCAACGCAUCCGGGCGUGCCAAGAAGCGCACAAGACCAGGAGGCUGCUUCGAGAGAUUGAUAACGAGCGACUGGUCCCGAAACACUGGACUGGACUGGACUCUGUCUCCGGUCAACAGGGAGAGAGGAGAAGAGAAGAGAAGGUUGAAGUUUCGAGCCAAGGGCACAAGCAAGGCAAGGCGUUGGCGGGCUGGACGAGUUCGGUUCGGGCGCUCUGGAGUCGCUACAGGCGCCGCAUCAUCAUCCGACCUGCAGGAUCAGCCCAAGACAGCGAAGAGAUUGAAGAGGCAGAAGUCUAA
Messenger RNA from Trichoderma breve, 399 nucleotides. RefSeq lists its product as uncharacterized. NCBI's taxonomy places the organism in Eukaryota, Fungi, Ascomycota, Sordariomycetes, Hypocreales, Hypocreaceae. The coding region runs from base 1 to 399 and encodes 132 amino acids. The transcript has a single exon. The record is from RefSeq and is a predicted model, not a curated record.